AUGCCGCAGUAUUCUUAUAACUCAAACCGCCUCAAGGUUCAAUUGAAAUUGACCAUUAACAGACUCAAGUUAUCACAACAGAAAAAGAACAGCAUUAAUAAGCAUGCGAGGAGGGAAAUAGCGACUCUAUUGGAGAAUGGAAAAGAGGAGAGCGCUAGGAUUCGGGUUGAGGGUAUAAUUCGAGAAGAUCUUUACAUCGAAGCGAUGGAGCUUCUCGAGCUUUAUUGCGAACUUCUUUUGGCUCGCUUCGGGUUGAUCGAUCAGAACAGUCGUACCUGUGAUCCAGCUAUAAUUGAAGCUGUUAGCACCUUGAUAUACGGCGCACCGAGAAUGGAGAUUGUUGAAUUACAACGUGUUCGAGAACAACUAAUUACUCGAUUUGGUAAAGAAUUCCUUGACAAUAUCACCCAACAUAAAUUGCACGUGAACGAAAGGGUGGUAGUAAAAUUGGAGGCCAAAGCUCCGGAUUCGUAUCUCGUAAACAGAUAUCUAGAAGAGAUUGCGAAAUCUUACAAUGUCAACUGGGUGCUUAAUAUCGAAUCUGAAUCACUUAUUACGUAUGAUCUGUUAAUUGGGGGAAAUAACUCAUCCAACGGAAAUACCGAGUCAGAAACAUAUACAGCACUUCCAGAUCUCCAAGCCUUUUUCAUGGACAGCCUCAAAUCAAAUGGUUCUUCUACCUCGAAACCGCUUGACUCUACGCCUAAACCUUCCGUAUCUCUUCCAGAGACACCGUCCAAACGCCCUGAUUCCAAUUCCAUUGACAAGUCAUUAUCAAAUCUUUUUCCUGAUGAUUCUAACGCAACACCACCUCCUUACGAAGAACACAAAAAUGAUGUAGAAAUUGAAACAAAGAAAGCAGAGGAGGAUACCGUGAGCAAGAAGAAGGAGAGUAACACCAAAGAUGAUUUACCUGAUUUUGACGAGUUGGCGAGGAGAUUUGAAGCGUUGAAGAAGAAAUAG
This is a messenger RNA of Paraglomus brasilianum, 963 nucleotides long. The record is from the annotation of a GenBank genome assembly. NCBI's taxonomy places the organism in Eukaryota, Fungi, Glomeromycota, Glomeromycetes, Paraglomerales, Paraglomeraceae.